This is a messenger RNA of Eremothecium cymbalariae DBVPG#7215, 2211 nucleotides long. It is a transcript of the gene CUL3, whose product is annotated as cullin CUL3. Bases 1 to 2211 code for a protein of 736 amino acids. Gene Ontology annotation, biological process: protein ubiquitination; ubiquitin-dependent protein catabolic process. Gene Ontology annotation, cellular component: Cul3-RING ubiquitin ligase complex. Lineage: Eukaryota; Fungi; Ascomycota; Saccharomycetes; Saccharomycetales; Saccharomycetaceae. Gene Ontology annotation, molecular function: ubiquitin protein ligase binding. The transcript has a single exon. The record is from RefSeq and is a predicted model, not a curated record.
AUGAACGUAUCUAAAAGAGUGAAAAUAAGAGCACCUAGACACUCUUUUUCAUCUAAUAAUGUUGAUUUAGAGUCUUCUUGGCCAAUUUUGGAGACUGCUAUUGAUUUAAUUUACGACGGGAAGCAAUCAACACUGUCCUUUGAAGAGCUGUACAGACUGGUUUAUGACCUAGUAAUACGCAAAUAUGGAGAGCAACUUUUAGAAAAUGUGAAAGAUGCUUUUACUCGAAGAAUGAAGGAUAUUCAUGAUAGAGGGCUGUUCGUGGAACUAUCUUCGAUUGAGUUUUUACGUCGACUAAAUGGAAUAUGGAACCAUCAGAAAUUAUGCUUGAAGAUGAUCAGCGAUACUAUGAUGUACAUGGAUAAGGCUCUAGCGUGGAAGGGUCGGCAAGCAAAUGUGUAUGUCCUUGGACUUGAUUUGUUCAGGGAUAUUGUAGCGAAGCCAAUUGCAGAUAAAAUCGUGAGUUCCAUGAUUAUGGAGAUAAAUCGGGCUAGAAAGUCACUUGUUGAUGUUGAUAUUUCUACGUUGAUCAGCAUUGUGGAUAUGAUGCAGAUAUUAAACGAAGGGAACGAGACAUUUUAUACGUUAUACUUCGAGCCUCAUUUAUUACAAGAUGUAGGUUCCUAUUAUACCCAAUGGCGUCAGCGGUACGCCGAUGAUGCGGUGCUGUAUAUCAACAGGGUACAGGAGGCCUUGAAUAAUGAACUAGCAGUAUACAAGCGCAUUACAAAUGGGCAAUCAGCUGUCAAAUGUAAUGAAGUGAUGAAGAAGAUUUUAAUCUCCGAUAAUAUCGAGUUUGUACUCCGAGAUAGCGUUCAUGAUUGCAUUAAGAAUUCUGAUACGGAAAACUUGCAGUUAAUUAUCGGCUUUUGUAAAGAACCCCAAGAUGAACAAAAGUUUCUGGAUACUUUAUCAAAUUGUGUUAUGAAUGACGGGUUUGCAAUUCCAGAGAACCAAUCUGUUAAAAAGAGGGCCCAACUCUCACUUUCUUGGGUGAAAGGGUUGAUUGAAGUCAAGGAUACUUACGAAAAUAUAUUACACAAAGCCAAUUGUCUGAAUGGUCCCUACAAGAAAUCCAUGAGUGAUGCAUUAGCCAAAGUCAUAAAUAGUAAGCCUAAUAAGUCUAUCGAAUACAUUUCUACGUCCAUUGAUGGUGUCUUGCGGACCAACACAACGCUCAAUAAGGAAAUGCAGACGUUUCUGCAGGACUGCAUUGGCUUUUUUGCAUUGAUCAGGGACAAGGAUCUGUUUGAAUUGUUUUAUAAGCAGCAGUUUUCGAAAAGAUUGUUACAACAGAAGUCUUCACUGCAAUUAGAACAAUGGAUGAUCAGUAGAAUGGCUACUGCAGUUGGAAUUGACUUCACAUCAAAAUUGGAAGGUAUGUUCAGGGACAUCAAUGUUUCUCAUGGGUACGAUAAGAAGUUCAAGGGAUCUGAAAUAAUGGGAAUUGAUUUUCAAGCUAAGGUACUGACGCCAACGUUCUGGCCUUUUAAACCUAUGGAAACAUUGACCCAGGAUGUCGUUCUUCCACUGGAGUUGCAAGAUCUGAAGAUAGCAUACGAAAGUUUCUACUUAGAAAACCAUUCGGGGAGAACGCUUAAGUGGGCAUAUCAUUUAGGUUCUGUUGAAAUUGGUUUCCAGUUCAGUAAGACCUACCAUGAUCUAAGCAUGUCAGUGUAUGCUGCUACAAUAUUUCUAUUAUUUCAGGAUUAUUCGUCAUUAACAAUGCAGGAAAUUGGUGAUUUAACACAUAUACCAGAGCCAGAACUGGUACGUCAACUACUAUCUUUAUCCACAAUACCAAAAACAAGAAUAUUAAAGAAACUGCCGCUUACCAAGUCGAUAAAAUUGACUGACAUUUUUUCAGUUAACUACGAGUUCAGUGUCCCUUCCAGAAAAGUUAAAAUUGUAACAAUCUUAAAGUCUGAGGCUACUCCAUCUUCUGGAAGUACUCCUUUUCCAGCUACCAAGACGAUCGCUGACGAGAUUGAUGAAAACCGUUUGCAAGCCGUAAAUGCUGCUAUUAUAAGGAUCAUGAAGUCGGAGAGAAAACUCACUGACGACAAACUUCAUAACAUCGUUAGCGAAUUACUCUCCUCCAAAAUGAAGGUCACAAAAGAGUUUUUCAAAAAGAGUACAAAUAAUUUAAUUGAGAAAGAAUAUUUACAACGUGAUAUUGACGACUCUGCGACCUUCCAUUAUUUGCCCUAA